Molecule: messenger RNA, 836 nt
Organism: Bradysia coprophila
Lineage: Eukaryota; Metazoa; Arthropoda; Insecta; Diptera; Sciaridae
Product: phospholipase A and acyltransferase 3-like
Biological process (GO): N-acylphosphatidylethanolamine metabolic process
Cellular component (GO): cytoplasm
Molecular function (GO): glycerophospholipid phospholipase A1 activity; A2-type glycerophospholipase activity
Source: RefSeq, a predicted model, not a curated record
UAAAAUAUGAAUCAACCAGUCUGACCAGUUUUUGAGUAGAGAUAUUCGUUUCGAUUGAUUUUUUUUCGUCAAGCUACAAGUGAAACUGUUCCAAAAGUCUUUAAAAGGAACAAAAAGAUUAAAAUCGAAAAUGAACUAUCUUAUCUUGCUGGUGCUUUGUGUUACAAGCGGCGUUCACUCAAAGACCGAUGAAAUCGAUGACGUUCAGCGAUUAAUUCUCGACUCAAUCAACGAAACAGCACCAGAUUUUCAGCCUUGCAAUGAAGAUCUACUACGCCAAGCAACGUUUGCCGAUAUGAUUGAGAUAAAGCGUCACGGCUACUUUCAUUGGUGCGUUUUCGUUCACGGUGAAACAGUGAUUCAGUUGAACAACCCGGAAUUUGAUAGGCUGACGGUCGAAAAUGCGUUCGACAAUUUCACAGGGCAUGUGGAAUUGCGUAAUUUGAUGCGACUGGCUGGAAAUGACUUCUGUCGUAUCAAUAACAAGAUCAGUGAGUCGAAACGAAGAGAACUGCUGGUGCUAUCGGAGUCAGACACCAGGAAGCUAAUGAAAGAGGAACUUAACCAUCGCGUCACGUUCUACAAUUUAGUUAACUACAAUUGCGAACAUUUUGCCACAAAAAUGAAAUUUGGCGUUCCGUUCAGCAGUCAGAUCGAAGCAGUCAAGCAAAUUACACAAAAAGAAGAUUUGAAGGAAACUGUGGCACAAAUGUUUGAAGUUGCUGCGAGCCAGAAUUCCGCCACCACGUCGAGUUCUCUCAAACUAUUAUUGUCAUCAGUCAUUGGCUAAUGUUUAAAUCUGCUCACUGCUGCCAAUACAAUAAAUUUUAGAUUGG